AUGUCCACUAUAGUUUACCAAAGCUUGGAGUCCGGCAGCUCCACCACGCUAAAGCUGCAGGUGGCGCCGCCAUCCGCGGUGGUGACGGCUGGCGUUGACCGGCCGGCGAAUCUCGAAUUUGGAAACUGGGGUUUCCUCCAAACAGCCACUAGAGAAACAGGGGAAUAUUACAGAGACACCAACCCAUGGGCAUAUAAAUCUUCCUUCUCCUCCCUCAGCGCAAAAUCACUGGAGCUCUGCACCGAGAAUCUCGGCAGCGAAACCGGCAGCGACGUCAUCAUCCCCGGCGCCGGCGACGACGCCGUUUUCUCCGACCAUCUGCCUCCGGUCGAGCAAUCGAUCACAGAUUUCAGCGCCCAAAUCGACACCUACACCAAGCGACACCCUGAUCCCCCUAAGAACACCGUCCGCCGCGAGGCGAAGAGCAUCCCACCGCCGCUGACGUCGAUGACCGGCGCGAACUCGCUGCAGGUUCGCCGCCACAGGGAGGGCGGGCGACUGAUCCUCAAGGCUGUGGAGGCGCCGUUCAGGAAGGCGUACCUCCAGGCGGAGAGGAGCGACGGGAGGCUCCGCCUGAGCUACGUGACGGCGGAGGCCACCAUCUCCGCCGCCGCCGGAGAACAGGAAGAGGAUGAAUUUGAGGAUGGAUCAGCGGCGGCGGAGGAGGAGGAGGAGAAAGAAGAAGAAGAAGAAAAGGGGGAAAUUGAGGAGGUUGGGAGUGAGUUGGGAUCGGAAUUGGACGGAGAAAUCGAAAUCAACGGAGAAAUUGACGGUAAUUUGGAGAAAUAUAAAAGGCAGAGGAGGUGCAACGAAGAACGGAGCCGCAGUAGAUGGAAGCCGUCCCUCUGCCUGGCCAUUUCCUAA
Molecule: messenger RNA, 864 nt
Organism: Striga asiatica
Lineage: Eukaryota; Viridiplantae; Streptophyta; Magnoliopsida; Lamiales; Orobanchaceae
Source: the annotation of a GenBank genome assembly